Messenger RNA from Gordionus sp. m RMFG-2023, 1733 nucleotides. RefSeq lists its product as uncharacterized. The record is from RefSeq and is a predicted model, not a curated record. Gene Ontology annotation, biological process: negative regulation of protein kinase activity. Lineage: Eukaryota; Metazoa; Nematomorpha; Gordioida; Chordodea; Parachordodidae. The transcript is spliced from 6 exons. Gene Ontology annotation, cellular component: cytoplasm. Bases 56 to 1207 code for a protein of 383 amino acids.
AUUUAGUAAAAAUUAUUUAAAUGCCAUCUAAGGUUUGGUCAAAAGUAUUUUCCAUAUGUUUUCAAGCUUGAGGAAAACAAUAACCGAUACCUUACAACAAGGGUUAAUACCCAGAAACGAGGAAACUGAUAAAAUAAAAAUAAAAUCUUCAUUGGAAAUUUUAGUUGAUAACACAAGUGACAUAUGGUCUAACAUUCAUCAUGAAACUACAAAAAACUCUCAAAAGGCUACAAAUAUUGAUAAUGUACUAUCAGAAAUUUUAUCAAAAUGUAAUGAAAAUGAUAAAAUACUGACAAAGGUAAUCAAUUCAGCUGAAUCACUCACAGAAAUGAUGAACAAUAUGAAUAAAAUAUUAUCCUCUAUAUCUGGUUUGGAAAGUCUAUUUGAAGACACUGAAAAUUCAUUAUACUUGUUGCAAGAUACUACUGAUCAGAUGGACAUACAGGAAAAUAAACUUAACCAUCGUUUGAAACUAGCAGCAUAUAGAGAAGAAAAAAGAAUGCAAUUGGAAAACUUACAAUCUGAGAUGGAAAUCUCUUAUCAUUCACAGAUUUUGGAAAAGCGGCAAAAUAUGAGUGAAGAAGAAAAACAACGACGUAAUCGAUUAGAAGAGGUAUUUUUGUCUGGCCUUCCUGGAUUAUUCCUAGAUAACAAUAAGAAAGAUGACAGAAUAAAGAUAGUGGAUAUAAUAACUACUAACAAAGUCCCAACCUCUAGAAAUUCAAUUGAGAAACAUUCAAAUAAUGAAAUUUUACCAUCACCUUCUAACAAAACCAUACAUUCAGAAUUGGGAAUGGUAACAUCACAAGAUCUCAGAGACUUGGAAAUUCCAGAUUCUCUUUCAACUUCUGUAAGCCUAACAAGUUCCCAGAAAAACGAUCAUGAAACUAAAGAUCCCAAUGACUUUGAACAUCUCAACAUGACACUGACAGAUGAAAUGGUAGGAAAAACACCUUUCAGCAAAAAUAAUGAUAUCACUGAACUUAGUACAGAUACAAAUAAUAAAGAAGCCGAUGCUGGAUUUGAAAUGAUGGGUUCGUUGCUGAGUGAAGAUAUGUCAAAGUUAAAUGAUUCGACAUUCAUAAAUUUAGAUAAAACCAACACCGCCAAAACAAUAAGCAAAAACGAUAUUCAUGAAAAAUUAGCGAAUACCGAAAAAUUUAUCAAAAGUUUAGAGGAUGAAAUUUCGGAAGCCACAAAUGAUUAAUUUUUUUUUAAAAAUGAAACAAUAUCCAAAAUUAUUUAUUUUUUGUAAAAUUGAAAAUGUAUAAUUUAAUGUAAUUUAUUUUAAGUACACGUGAUCUAGUGUUUGUUAAAUCAACCCCCCCCCCCCCCUCCCAUCCCUCCCUUAAAAAAAUAAAUUACUCUUAAUAAUAAGUUUGGCUAAGUCCAUAUUGUAGUUGUCCAAAUUUAUGUGAUUUAACAACCCUGGUAUGGUACAAUAUUAUUCAAUGCACCUUAUAAAUUUUUUUAAAACAUUUUUAUAAAUUGCUUUUUUUAUUAUUAGUUCUUGUUAUUUUGCCCAAAAUAUUUCGACCAGUCAUUAAUUUAUACCAUUAUUUUUUUUUAAAAAAAAUAAUAUAUUAUUUAUGUUUAUAUCUCAUUUUAAAAUCAUUAUGAAUUGAAUUUGUAAAUCAAAAAAUAAAGAGCCCAUAUUUUGAAACAGAAUUUUUUCAAAAAAAAAAUACACUUAUUUUCUUAGUAAAAUAAUUUCUAAUACUGAAAUUUGUGAA